Molecule: messenger RNA, 2173 nt
Organism: Seminavis robusta
Lineage: Eukaryota; Bacillariophyta; Bacillariophyceae; Naviculales; Naviculaceae
Source: the annotation of a GenBank genome assembly
CUCUGUCCUUGGUUCAACUCAAGACAAAAUGGCAGGAGGAAAGCCCCCAUCUAGAUAGCUAGACUACCGGUACCUAGCUAGGUAUCCCAGUAGUCCAUCAGUACAGUAGGUCCAACUGCCAGGGCCCACUCCGCCCCAACCCCUGUUCCAACAGGAGGACCUGCUCUUCUGUGUUUACCUUACUGUACUACUGGCAGAACCUUCUGGCACAUGGACUCUGACUCGACUCUGACCAUGUGCCACACAGCAGCUUUUACGGUGUACUGGAAGCCACAGAGACCUGAGAGCCUGGGAGAUUGCCCGAGAGAAGAUCGCAGAACUAUCACGAAGCAUGAUUCAAAGGUCAUUUUUUUGUGCCAGAGCCGUCCGUUGACAUGACAUUGUUACAAUCGACAAGAAGGGACCAUCACUGGUUGAAUCGAAUCGAAUCUAUUCCGGGCUACCGGUAUCCCCCCUCACCAUCACAACCUUUGCUUGUAGUUCCGCCAACAUCCCUCUGUAGGAGCUGUGUAUCAUCAAUUAAUUGCAGCAAGCAGACGUAACCAUGGGAAGCAAAGGUGAAUCGUUGCAUGACAACCUUUUGCGUGAGCAGAACAAGAAUGUGUUGAAGAAGUAUGAAGUGCUUCAUGUGAUGGGUACAGGUUCCAUGGGAACCGUGUCGAUGGUCAAAGUGAAGGACAGCAAAAUCGGAGGUUCCGCAUUCAAGGCGCAAGGAGUGGUCGGAAAGAUCAUGUCCAAACUCUUGAAGCAACCAUCCAAUAUUUCGGAUACGUCUGAGCGCAGGAAGGUUGAAAAUGUCUAUGCCCUCAAGAGCAUUCAAUUGGAUCGAGUGCAGCCUCUGUAUGUCGAAGAGCUCAAGAACGAAAUUAAUAUUCUCAAGUCGACCGAUCACCCAAACAUUGUCAAGGCACAUGAGGUUUACAAUUACAAGAAGAAUAUCUAUCUUGUCCUGGAGUUGUGCCAGGGUGGUGAUCUUGCUUCCUUUAGCCCGUACUCGGAGAAAGAUGCUUGCCGUAUCACUGGGGAGCUGUCCUCCGCCGUGAAAUACAUGCACGACCAUGCGAUUGUCCAUCGCGAUCUCAAGUUCGAGAACAUUAUGUUUGAAGUUGCCGACCCGAAUUCCCCAAUCAAGGUCCUUGACUUUGGCUUGAGCAAGAAGUUUAGCUCUGGGAAGCAGCACCACAUGAAGGAGGGAGUUGGGACCAUUUACACCAUGGCUCCCCAAGUGCUCCAGGGAAUUUAUACCAGUCAAUGUGACCUCUGGUCGGUCGGUGUCAUCGCCUUCAUGUUGAUGUCGAGUGAAAAACCAUUUGCGGACCGAAAGCGUAGGAAAAUGAUCGACAAAAUCAUGAGGGCAGACUAUAAGAUGGAAGGCCCGAUCUGGGACAAAAUGUCGCCCGCUGGGAAAGACUUUGUCGACAACCUCUUGAUUGUCAAUCCGAAGGAACGCCUGAAUGCCACCGGUGCGCUGGCCCAUGACUGGCUGCAACAUCAAAAUCAAUACUCCGAUGAAGCUCCUUCGGAGGAACUUGUCAUGGGUCUGCAAAAUAGUUUCAUUGCGUACAAAAACACACCAACGCUCAAAAAGUUGGCUCUCAAUGUCAUCGCGCACAAUUCACGAACCGACGAAAUCAUGGAACUGCGCAAGCUCUUCUCGAAGUACGACACGGCAAAGAAUGGUGUGAUCUCGUACAAGGAAUUUGAGUCUGCACUGAAAGAAUCCGGCAUGUCUGAUGAGCUUUUGCAGGACGUCUUUGAGAGCAUUGACGUGAACAACACGGGUCAUAUCAAUUAUACUGAGUUCCUUGCGGCCACAAUAGAGUAUCACGGUUAUGUUGAAGAGGAGCGGGUUGCAGCUGCCUUUGAUCGUUUGGACAGCGAUGACUCCGGAUUCAUCUCACGCGAGAACCUACGCGAAAUCCUUGGCCACGAUUGUAAAGAGGAGGAAAUCGAUGACAUAAUCAAGAGCGUUGACCAAGAUUCGGAUGGGAAAAUCAGCUAUCAGGAAUUCUUGAAGGCGUUCCGAUCGAACACAUUUGCCGCUGCUCUCAAGAUAGACGACGACGAGUCGAUGAGCCCCGCUGAAGCAGGCAAUCUCCUCGGACUCGAUGCCAAGAUUCCGGGUGGGAAGUAUGAUUCUGAAGUCAUCGCGAAACAAAAAGCCAACAACUGA